Messenger RNA from Nerophis lumbriciformis (worm pipefish), 1143 nucleotides. The record is from RefSeq and is a predicted model, not a curated record. Lineage: Eukaryota; Metazoa; Chordata; Actinopteri; Syngnathiformes; Syngnathidae.
AUGGACUGCGUUGUGACGGGCGGAAUGGUGAAAGUGUUGGCCAAAGCUAUCCACUCCUUGUCCAGAAUUGGCGACGAGCUCUACGUUGAGUCGCAGCAAGAUGGGCUAGCCCUGCGAUCUGUGAACUCCUCUCGGUCAGCUUACGGUUGCUUCCUGUUUACACCUCUCUUCUUCAGCAGGUACACCAACCCCAAUGGGCAUCAUUUCCGCUGCAAGAUGGCAAUAAAGAGUGUUCAGUCAGUGUUCAAGUCACUAUCAUCUUUGGAGAAGACGGUGGAAAAGUGUCACAUCAAGCUGGACGAGAAAAAAGAUCGCCUUACUUUCACACUGCAUUGCAAACAUGGUCUCUUGAAGACUCACAACCUGUCAUUCCAGGACAGUGAGAGCUUACAGGCUGUGUUUGAUAAGGACAGUUGCAGGAAUGUAUUUCGAGCCAUUCCAAGGUUGCUUGUGGACACAGUUGCGCAUUUCCCGCCAUCUCUGGAGGAAGUGACCCUUUCAGUCAGUGAUGAACGAAUGUGGCUCAGGAGUCAUGUGGACGAGGACUUAGCGCAGUCCAAGGCUAUGCUAACCGAACUGUUUCUAGCUUCGGACGAAUUUGAACAUUUUGCUGUCCAAGCUCACAUCAGCAUCACCUUCUGUCUAAAGGAGCUACGGGGUAUGCUACCUUUUGCCGAGACUGUCGGUCUUCCUAUUUCUAUGUACUUUGAUGAGCCGGGCAGCCCUUUGGUGCUCUCUGUAUCAGACACCGUCAUGGAGGGAAACUUUGUUCUGGCCACACUUUUGGACGAUAACAGAAACCAGACAAGAAGGGGGCACAGUCCCCCAGCUGCCCCAUCUGACGACUUGAUGAAAGAUGACAUGGAUUCCUACCUCAUCGCCAUGGAUACCAGUAUCUCCCCGGGUCCAUCUGCACCUGAAUCCAUAAAUUCAAUACGACAUUCAGUAGUAAAUCACAGGACCAGCCUGCCCAGUGAAGAGGAUGAAGAGGAGGAAAUGGCAGAAAAAGAUGGGCCACCAAAUAAGAAGUUCUGUUCGUUGUUGUUCGGAUCGGUGCUUCCCCCGUCGUCUCAAAUGAGCACUCAGCCGAAGAGCAACCAGGAAGUACUCGCCAGUGACAGUGAGGACGACACACAAAUAUAG